GCCCCUCCCCUAAACAAAAUAGGAAUUUGAGGUUUUGUUUGCCCGCAAGCCCUGUCUGAGAAAAAUAGAAAAUUGCAGAUAAAAUGGUAAUUGCAAUAGGAUUUGAGGGAAGUGCCAAUAAGUUGGGCAUAGGAAUAGUCCAGGAUGGGGAAGUACUUGUUAAUGUCCGUAAAACCUACAUAACACCACCAGGAGAAGGAUUUCUCCCCAGAGAAACUGCCCAGCACCAUCGUAGUAAGAUCCUAGAAUUGCUGAAGGAGGCACUUCAGAAUGCAAAGAUAUCUCCACAGGACAUUGAUGUGGUAUGCUAUACAAAAGGACCCGGAAUGGCGCCCCCUCUGCUGACCGUUGCAAUUGUGGCCAGAACUGUGGCUCAGUUGUGGGAUAAACCAAUUCUCGGUGUAAAUCACUGCAUUGGGCACAUUGAGAUGGGUCGACUAAUUACUCAAGCUCACAAUCCCACAGUACUUUACGUUAGCGGUGGGAAUACGCAGGUGAUUGCCUACUCCCGGAAACGGUAUCGUAUUUUCGGGGAGACCAUCGAUAUUGCAGUUGGUAAUUGUUUGGACAGAUUCGCGCGGAUUAUAAAGCUAUCCAAUGAUCCUAGUCCAGGGUACAAUAUUGAACAAAUGGCCAAGAAGGGUCAAAAAUACCUGCAACUUCCAUACUCCGUUAAAGGUAUGGAUGUGAGUUUCUCAGGAAUUCUCUCGUAUAUUGAACGACAUGCAGUCCCACCGAAACAUCCUGGGAAGCAGAAGGCCGUAGAACAAUGGAAUCCAGAGGAUUUGUGCUUUUCACUGCAGGAGACAGUAUUUGCCAUGUUGGUAGAGACAACGGAACGCGCAAUGGCGCAUUGUGGAUCAAAUGAGGUACUCAUUGUGGGUGGGGUAGGUUGCAAUGAGCGCCUCCAGGAGAUGAUGGGCAUUAUGUGCGAAGAGAGAGGAGCAAAACUUUUUGCCACCGAUGAACGAUUUUGCAUUGACAAUGGUGUGAUGAUUGCUCAUGCUGGUGCUGAGAUGUUCAAAAGUGGCACAAGGAUGCCCUGGAGAGAAGCCACCAUCACACAGCGCUUCCGCACAGAUGACGUUGAGGUAAGCUGGAGAGAUGAUUGAUGAUUCAAUAAAAAUAAUUUAUGGAUUUUAAAAA
Messenger RNA from Lutzomyia longipalpis, 1146 nucleotides. RefSeq names its product probable tRNA N6-adenosine threonylcarbamoyltransferase (gene Tcs3). Gene Ontology annotation, cellular component: cytoplasm; EKC/KEOPS complex. The transcript is spliced from 3 exons. Bases 84 to 1112 code for a protein of 342 amino acids. The record is from RefSeq and is a predicted model, not a curated record. NCBI's taxonomy places the organism in Eukaryota, Metazoa, Arthropoda, Insecta, Diptera, Psychodidae. Gene Ontology annotation, biological process: tRNA threonylcarbamoyladenosine modification.